Penaeus monodon (black tiger shrimp) is the source of this 1664-nucleotide messenger RNA. RefSeq lists its product as uncharacterized. Lineage: Eukaryota; Metazoa; Arthropoda; Malacostraca; Decapoda; Penaeidae. Bases 33 to 1664 code for a protein of 543 amino acids. The record is from RefSeq and is a predicted model, not a curated record. The transcript has 2 exons.
CGAGGGCUGUGAAUGAGUACACUUGUGCUGCGAUGGGAGACGAACCACCCCCACUGCCACCCAAGAUGAGGUCUUCGACAGGUGUGCGCUACACGGAGCAGGACAUGGCCAAGGCUUUGGAGGAGGAAAACAAGGAGUAUGAGAGAAUUAGAAGGGAGCUCGGGCGCUCACACUCUCAGAGGCAGGCUCCACUGAGGGAGAAUGGACUCCAUGAUGCACCGAGGUCUCAGACUCCUACUGAAAGGCACAGUAGACCAGUAGAAGUUAAGCCAAGGCCUCGACCAGGUAACAAGCCAGCCCAACCUACACCUAAGCCACGCACUAUUAGCCUCACUCAAAACACCCCUAAAGCACCUGUCAAGUCAAGAUCUGCCUCGCAUUCCUUGUAUAGCCAUUCACUCAUUGCUGCAGAAUCGGUUUCUGUUAGUAACAGUAGGGCCUCCCCAACCAGCACAAUUGCAGAAAGUGGUAAUGAUCAGCAAGACUUGAUAUCCUUUAAUAGCCCUGAGAAACCAAAGAACGACAUCCUGGAGUAUCUCCAUACUGUUAAUGCAAACCAGAAGUCAGUGGUACCUGUGUCUACUUCUCAGGGAACGUACAGAGUGCACAGUAUAAGUAGACAAUCAUACAGUUCUCACCAUUCAUCUUCUGUGGGACCAACAUCAAGUCUAACAACAUAUCAAGGUGCCAUGACCCCAAUGUUUUCUGGCUCUCAGUGUCCAGCAAUAACUCAAAAUGGAACUUCAUAUCCCAACUAUAGCCAUAGUUCCACAGGAACCUCAUAUAGACCAACAUUACCCACAGUGCAACCUACAACUAGUAACCUUAUCCUCAACUACCCCAGUAGCCUUGGACAGUUAGUACCAGUGAUGCCACCCUUGCCCCAAAGAUGCCCAGUGGUUGACCUUCACAAUGUAGGAAAUAUGUUUAAUCAGCUGACAAUACCUAAGGGUGCAAAAGGUUCCCCAGUGGGGACACCAACCACUGCCGGGUUAACAUUACCAGACCCAGCAAUAAGUGCCUCCACUGCUGGAAGAAUUGUCAGUGCAUCCAACAGUGAUGAUCUCAUUGACUUGGGGAAGGGGGGGAGUUUAACGGAUAGUGUAGAUGCCUUAGAAACAAAAACCAGUGUCUUAGAUGUGUUCGAUCCCAUUAUGCUUAAAGCCAAAGAAGAGUUGAGGAGAAAAAACACUUCUGCUUCCAAUAGUGUAAGUAGUAAAGAGCACCACCCCGAUCCAUCUUGUGUUCCCAUCAGUGAUGAGGCCCAGGAACUACUCCGUUACAAGUGCUCCAAAAAGCUUAAUGAUGAUGAGAUGAGCUACUAUGAACAAGUAGACCCCUUUGAGUACAUGCACCCUGGGGCAAGCAGCACAAGGUCUGACCCUGUCUAUGACAUUUACUAUGGCCUUGUCAGUCCUGGUGCCGUAGGGGGAGAAACAUUUGACAUCCCUCCACCUCUUCCACCGCGCUCAUCCGUCAAGGAGCCUGAAGUGGAGCUGCGGAAGAGUGUGCGCAGUCCUCGUGCAGAGAAAAAGUUCAUGGAAAAGGUAAGCAGAAACUAUUUUUGGCAUUAUUUUAAUGUUCUAGUUUUGGCCACCUUUCGUUUGUGUAGCUGCUUCCUGCCUGCUUCUAGUGGUCUUAAAAAGUGUGAUUUAUGUAAUUAA